Molecule: messenger RNA, 1055 nt
Organism: Mercurialis annua (annual mercury)
Lineage: Eukaryota; Viridiplantae; Streptophyta; Magnoliopsida; Malpighiales; Euphorbiaceae
Product: GDSL esterase/lipase At2g30310-like
Exons: 3
Coding region: 39-1055 (338 amino acids)
Biological process (GO): lipid metabolic process
Molecular function (GO): lipase activity
Source: RefSeq, a predicted model, not a curated record
UCUUCUUUGUAAUAUUCUCCUUUUAUAAUUGCAAUUCUAUGGCUUUAAACACAACAUCUUUACCAAAAUUUCAAGCAAUUUUGAUCUUUGGUGAUUCUAUAUUGGACACCGGUAACAAUAACUAUAUCAAAACAAUAUUCCAGGCUAACUAUCGCCCUUACGGUCGUGAUCUCAACGAUGGUGUUCCUACAGGAAGAUUUUGUAAUGGAAAGCUUAUUCCUGACAUGCUCGCUUCUGCUCUUAGAAUUAAGGACACUGUCCCUCCAUACUUGGAUCCUAAUCUCACUGAUAAUGAUCUUAUUACAGGUGUUAAUUUUGCAUCGGCUAGUGCCGGAUUCGAUGAAAGAACAUCUCUAUUCACCAGGUCUAUUCCCAUUCCAAAGCAAAUAGAAUAUUUCAAGGAAUAUAUAACAAGACUUGAAGGAAUUGUUGGAAAAGAAAAGGCGAUGCAUAUUAUAAGUGGUGCUCUGAUAAUUAUGGAUGGUGGAACAAAUGAUUUUCUUUUUAAUAUAUAUGAUAUUCCCAUGAGAAGAUUGCAAUUUACCGCAAGGCAGUACAUCGAUUUUAUUCUAUUUAAAGUAGAAAAUUCUAUCAAGGAAUUGUAUGAUCUUGGGGUGCGAUCUCUAAUAGUAGCAGGGCUUGUUCCAAUUGGCUUCGCACCCGUUCAAAGACUUGCAAGAUAUGUUGAUCCAUUUAUGCUAAAAUAUAGUUCGGAUGAGCAGAACAAACAUUCUGUAAUUUACAAUGAAAAGCUCGUCAAUCUAUUAAUAAAAUUGCAGCAAUCUCAUCCAGCAUCAAAAAUUGUGUAUGCUGAUAUAAAUUUGGAAAUAGUGGACAUGUUCACUAAUCCUCAAAAAUACGGUUUUGAAGAAAUAAUGAAUGCGUGCUGCAACACUCUCACUUACAAACCACGUGUUUCAUGCGAUCCUGAAACUCCGCCGUGUGAAGACCCUUCAAAAUAUUUAUUUUGGGAUAGAAUUCAUCCCACUUCAACGGCUUAUGAAUACCUUGCCAAUUCUAUGAUACACAAUGUUCUUCCCAAAUUUCUCCAUUAG